CUUUGCUAUUUUGAAACAAAAAAAAACAAAAAACAAAAAAAAAGCAUGGAGGACAAUGGAGGAAGCCUAAUAAAAAAUGGUAGCUCUAGAAAGGGUAGUUUUAGGUUGGGAUUGGGAGUGAAAGGAGCAAAAGAUCACACAGUGAUUGAGCUUGGUAGUAUUGACACACAGAGGCUUCUACUAGCCGGUGGAGGAGGGAGAGAGACACAACAACCUCUCACAAACUCUCUCUCUCCCAGGCAAAUGAAAUCUCUCUCUGCUCUCUGUGACACUAUCUUACCUUCUCUCAAUGACUUUGUUGCCCCCUCCGAUGAAUCUCUCACCAACUUCUAUAGUAUUUCAGCUUCCAUGGCAGGAACACCUGACCGUGUUGGGGGUUUGAUAUGUGAGAGAUUGAAACACCCAAUGACAGGGGUACUGAAGUUGGUGUUAUGGUUACUUUCUACAUUGUUUGGGACACUCAUUAUCUGUGGGAUGGCGUGUCUAUCAACCAAGUUUCCCUUCAUCCGCAGCUAUCCUGAUUUGUCUUUGCAGAAACGCCAAGAGAUUGUGCAAUCAUGGGCUCUUGGUUACUUUCGUCACCUUAGGAUGUUUUUCAGAACCGUUAAACUUCUCACUCUCCUUGUCUUCUUCACUCAGAUAGAUGAAUCAGAAGACAACCCUUCAUGGAAGGCAAUUGGAUACUGUGGACCUGAUCCAGAAUUCAAAGCUCAGUUAAAGAACCAUUUUUUACAUGGAACAUCUAAAGGAGGACAAGAGCUUAAGGAAGAUGAUGAUGCUGAAGAGGUCAUAGGACCUCUUUACAAAGGACUUGUCCAUCUGAAUAAUCCACGAGACAUCAGUGCAGAUGCACUAAGAAGAUUUGGAUUCCCUGUCUCUGUCAUUCGUAGAAAGCCUAAAGUUGCUGCUAACUUGUCAUCUCCUUCUUUAGUUAUCCAAUGUGAUGCAGUGGUUGUUGGUUCUGGCUCAGGAGGUGGUGUAGUAGCUGGUGUUCUUGCAAAAGCUGGUUACAAAGUGCUGGUCUUGGAAAAAGGAGGCUAUUCUGCAAGGAACAAUCUUUCCCUUCUUGAAGGACCAACCAUGGAUCAAAUGUACCUCAAUAGUGGUUUGGUUGCAACUGAUGAUAUGGGUGUGUGCAUACUAUCAGGAUCCACUGUUGGUGGAGGGUCUUCAAUAAACUGGUCUGCUUGCAUUAAAACCCCUGAGCAUGUAUGCAAGGAGUGGUGUGAUCAUGGGCUUGAGUUAUUUGAGAGUCAAUUAUAUAAAGAAGCCAUGGAUGUUGUCUGUCAGGAAAUGGGAGUUCAGUCUGAGAUUGAAGAUGAAGGAUUCAACAAUGCAAUCCUUAGAAGAGGGUGUCAAGAAAUGGGAUAUCCUGUGAGUAACAUUCCUCGCAAUUCUCCACCAGACCACUACUGUGGUUGGUGUUGUUUGGGAUGUAAGGAUGGAAGGAAGAAGGGUACCUCAGAAACAUGGUUGGUGGACUUGGUGAAAUCUGGCAAUGGAGUAAUUCUUCCAGGUUGUGAGGCAAUAAAAGUCUUACAUAAGAACAAGAGAGGAAGAGACAGAAAGAUUGCACGUGGAGUGGCUUUUGAAUUUGAAUACAAAGGAACUAAAGACAUUUGUGUGGUGGAAUCCAAGGUUACAAUUGUAGCAUGUGGAGCACUCAGUACUCCAGCAUUACUUAAAAGAAGUGGUUUGAAGAAUAAGAACAUAGGGAGACACUUGCAUCUUCAUCCAGUGACAAUGGCUUGGGGCUACUUCCCAGAUGCACCUGCAUCUGAGGUGUGGCCAGAAGCACGGAAAAAGAGCUACGAAGGAGGGAUAAUGACAGCAAUGUCUCCUGUUGUUGCAGAAUUUGAGAAAUCUGGAUAUGGUGCAGUGAUCCAAACACCUGCAUUGCAUCCUGGUAUGUUCUCCAUUCUCAUGCCAUGGGUUUCUGGACCUGAUAUAAAAGAUCGAAUGCGAAAGUUUUCUAGAACAGCUCAUAUAUUUGCACUGGGAAGGGAUAAAGGAUCAGGGACUGUGACUUCACCAGACUGCAUCAGUUACAAGCUGGAAGAUAUAGAUGAAGAAAAUUUAAGGAAGGGAAUUGAUAAGGUGCUAAGAAUUCUGGCAGCAGCUGGAGCUGAAGAAAUAGGGACUCAUCAUAGUAAGGGAAGGACCUUAAAUGUAAAGCAGGUGAGCUAUUAUGAAUUUGAGAAAUUUGUUAAGGAGGAAAGUUCAAGGUCAUUAACAGACCUUUCAACACCAUUGUGCUCAGCACAUCAGAUGGGGAGCUGUAGGAUGGGCACUAAUCCAAAGGAAUCAGUGGUGAAUCAGAGAGGGGAGACAUGGGAAGUGGAGGACCUCUAUGUGGCAGAUGCAAGUGUCUUCCCCACAGCUUUGGGUGUCAAUCCAAUGAUUACUGUUCAAGCAAUUGCUUAUUGCACAGCACAAUCUGUUCUGGAUGUUCUUAGAAGGAAAAGGAGUAGAUUUGAUAAAAAAUAAUCUGUUGCUGUUUUUGUAGCUCCAAUGGUAUAGCAUUGAGCAGUAAGGCCUUAUUCAAAUAAUACAGUAUUUCAAAACAAAACAAAAAAAAAAAACUGAAAAUUGCAAUAAUUUUAUGAGAGCUGUUUAAUAAUUCAUAAAGAGUAGCAGUACUCUAGUUUUUUUC
Gastrolobium bilobum is the source of this 2653-nucleotide messenger RNA. RefSeq names its product long-chain-alcohol oxidase FAO4A-like. The transcript is spliced from 3 exons. The record is from RefSeq and is a predicted model, not a curated record. NCBI's taxonomy places the organism in Eukaryota, Viridiplantae, Streptophyta, Magnoliopsida, Fabales, Fabaceae. The coding region runs from base 46 to 2487 and encodes 813 amino acids. Gene Ontology annotation, molecular function: flavin adenine dinucleotide binding; long-chain-alcohol oxidase activity.